CUAUCAUUCUCUCAUUCAGUUCGCUAAUUCAAUUUCCGGAAUUACCAAUUACGAUCUCAGCAACAAUCCCCUCCCCUCCCUUCAAUUCCAAUUCCAGAAAUCAACCAUUACAAUCAUCCGGUAGCAUCGAUUCUCACUCAAUCCCAACUUCAAUCGUCUCUUCUCUCUGCUGUGAAAUCGAAAUCCGAAAAUCCCUCUUGAAAGAGCUUUACCUUCAUCCCAGAGAACAUCACCUCCAAUGCUUAUGAAGCACUUUGUUUCCAGCGUUAUUCCAUCAUUGGGAUUCUCUUCAUCGUCAAGACAUGUUCUUAAAACUGGGGAUGUUUUAAAGCAAGCAAGGAUUUUUUCAAAUUCUGAUGUUCUGGAAUAUUCAAAGUUGAGCCAUGACUUAAAUCCUUUGCAUUUUGAUCUCGAGUGUGCCCAGAGUAGUGGAUUUGAAGAUCGACUUGUUCAUGGGAUGCUUGUUGCUUCCUUGUUUCCAAGGAUAAUUGCUUCUCAUUUUCCUGGAGCCGUGUAUGUUUCACAGAGCUUGCAGUUCAGAUUGCCAGUGUACAUUGGAGAAGAGAUCGUUGGUGAAGUGCAAGCAACUAACAUAAAAGAGAUCAAGAACAAGUAUCUGGCAAAGUUCAAAACAAAGUGCUUUAAACACGGCGACCAAAUUGUUAUUGAUGGUGAGGCCACAGCCCUUUUACCAGCUCUAGCUCUUUAGCACGUGCAAUCUUAAGAGAAGUCCCCUUUAGCCUUUGGUGAGGCCCCAUAUGGCACUUUUUAUUGAUUCUUCUUUCCGCUAAAUUGGGUUGGUACUAGGAGUUUAUAAUAAUUUUUUUAUGUAAUUCGGGUUUAAAUCGCUUUGAAGUGAAUUUAUAUACAGAUAAAAGAAAAUGGAAGAUAUUUCUGAUUUAUUCUAA
Molecule: messenger RNA, 908 nt
Organism: Diospyros lotus (date-plum)
Lineage: Eukaryota; Viridiplantae; Streptophyta; Magnoliopsida; Ericales; Ebenaceae
Exons: 4
Coding region: 239-709 (156 amino acids)
Source: RefSeq, a predicted model, not a curated record